This is a messenger RNA of Pipistrellus nathusii (Nathusius's pipistrelle), 813 nucleotides long. The record is from the annotation of a GenBank genome assembly. NCBI's taxonomy places the organism in Eukaryota, Metazoa, Chordata, Mammalia, Chiroptera, Vespertilionidae.
AUGGCCGCCCUCGGCCGGCCCUUCAGCGGCCUCCCCCUGAGCGGCGGCUCGGACUUCCUGCAGCCGCCGCCGCCGCCAGCCUUCUCCGGCCGGGCCUUCCCGCCGGGGCCGGGACCCCGCGUCCCUCCGAGCAGCGCGGGCGGGAGCGCGGCGCGCGGACGUGUUUCCGUUCCCUGCAAAAAGAAACACAAGCUAGAGGACGAGGAUGAUGAUUGCCCAGUAAGAAAGAAAAGGCUAACUGAAGCAGGGCUCUGUGCUGGUCCUAAUGACUGGAUUCUUUGUGCACAUCAGGAUAUAGAGGGUCAUGGAGUAAAUCCAUGCACUAGUGGCCUUUCUGCACCUGGCAUGUUAGAUGUUAUUUGUGAAGAAAUGGAUCAGACAACUGGAGAACCACAGUGUGAAGUUGCCAGAAGGAAGCUUCAGGAAAUUGAGGACAGAAUAAUUGACGAAGAUGAAGAAGUUGAAGCUGACAGAAAUAUUAACCAUCUCCCCAGUCUUGUCCUUUCUGAUGCUAUGAAAACAGGUUUGAAGAGGGAAUUUGAUGAAGUCUUUACAAAGAAAAUGAUUGAGUCCAUGAGCCGUCCUUCCAUGGAGCUGGUGCUCUGGAAACCUCUCCCUGAACUCCUUUCUGAUAAGCCAAAGCCGUCACCUAGUGCUAAGAGCUACACAAGAGAGAGCCAAGCUAAGCACGCCUCUACCGACACCACCUUCCCCCGGAGAACUGAACUGUUCUUGGAACCCCGGCCGACCGGGCUGCCUAUUUACAACAGUUUGGAGGCCGCUGCUUGCACAGAAGAAGAGAUGGAACUCUAG